AUGUCUGAAGCUUGGUGGAAAGAAGCUGUCAUCUAUCAGGUCUAUCCCUCGUCUUUCCUUGAUACCAAUGGAGAUGGAUGGGGAGAUGUCAAAGGCAUCACUUCCAAAUUGGAUUACCUUCAACAAUUGGGUGUAGAUGUAGUAUGGGUCUCGCCAAUAUACAAGAGUCCACAAAAGGACAUGGGAUAUGAUAUAGCAGACUACAAGUCGAUUGACCCGAUAUAUGGAACCAUUGAGGAUGUUGAUAAUUUAGUCUCCGAACUGAAAAAGCGAGGAAUGAAGUUGAUGAUGGAUCUCGUGGUGAACCAUACAUCGGAUGAACAUGAAUGGUUCCGACAGUCUCGCUCCUCCCUGACCAAUCCAAACCGCUCCUGGUAUAUCUGGAAAAAGCCAAAACGAGACGCUGCAGGAAAUCCUUUGCCACCAAAUAAUUGGUCGCAGAUCCUCGGCGAAGCGAACAGCGCCUGGACCUAUGACGCCAAGACAGACGAGUACUACCUCUCUCUUUUCACGCCCGAACAACCUGAUCUCAAUUGGGAGAACCCUGAAGUUCGGGCAGCAGUACACGACGUGAUGAAAUUCUGGCUUGAGCGUGGCGCUUGUGGGUACCGAAUGGACGUGAUCAAUCUGAUCAGCAAAGACCAGCGCUUCCCUGAUGCAGAGCCAGCCCUGGGUCCAGACCGCAGGUAUCAUCCUGGAAGCCAAUACUAUGUGAAUGGUCCGCGAAUGCAUGAGUACUUACAAGAGAUCAAACACAAGGUUCUGCAAAAAUUUGGCGCCAUCACCGUUGGCGAAAUGCCUGGGGUCAGUGACAUCAAUGAAAUCAUCCGCACCGUGGGAAGCAAAAGCGGCGAACUUAAUAUGAUAUUUAUCUUCGAUGUUGUAGAGAUAGAUACUCAACCAGGGAAUGUCAGGAUGACCCUUCAUGAAUGGAGCGUCAAGGAUCUCGCCAAAGCAGUCUCCAAAUGGCAACGAGCCAUGUUGGAGCAUGAUGGCUGGAACAGUGUCUUUGUGGAAAACCACGAUAAUCCACGAUCAGUCUCUCGAUAUUGCGAUGACAGCGACGCCUACCGCGAGCACGGUGCAAAACUGCUCGCGCUCAUGCAAACCACCUUGAGCGGCACACUCUUUGUGUAUCAAGGUGAAGAGCUGGGCAUGAGAAAUGUGCCGAAGUCCUGGGACAUUAUGAAGGAAUACAAGGAUAUUGAAUCCAUCAACUUUUGGAAGAAAAGCAGGGAACUUUACGGGAAUGAUCCCAAGCGGUUAGCAGAGGAACGGAAAGUUCUGGAAAAGAAGUCAAGAGAUCAUGCGCGCACACCAAUGCAAUGGAAUGGAGGCGCCAAUGCUGGCUUCUGCGAGUCCGGCGUCGAGCCGUGGAUGAGGGUGAACGAUGACUACAAGGAGGUCAAUGCAGAGAAACAGCAAUCUGCCGACGACGAAGAAGAGCUGAGUACAUGGCAGUUCUGGCAGCGAGGGCUGGCAAAUCGGAAGGCACAUUCAGAUUGCUUUGUAUACGGUGAUUUCCAUGCCGUUGGUCCAGAGAGUGAUGAAGUGUUUGCGUAUCUGCGGCUAGGCAAGAAGAGCGGCAAAUGGCUGGUGGUGUUGAACUUCUCGGGCAAGAAGGUCGAUUGGAACAUCCCCGACGAGCUCAAGGUCGAGGGAUGGAUGGCGGGGAACUACCAAAAGGGUAAGCCUGACAAGAGAAUGGAGCGUUCCGUUGGUCUGAGACCGUGGGAGGGAGUUUUGGGGAAAUGCAUAGAUUAG
Letharia columbiana is the source of this 1764-nucleotide messenger RNA. RefSeq lists its product as uncharacterized. The coding region runs from base 1 to 1764 and encodes 587 amino acids. NCBI's taxonomy places the organism in Eukaryota, Fungi, Ascomycota, Lecanoromycetes, Lecanorales, Parmeliaceae. Gene Ontology annotation, molecular function: alpha-amylase activity. Gene Ontology annotation, biological process: oligosaccharide catabolic process. The record is from RefSeq and is a predicted model, not a curated record. The transcript is spliced from 8 exons.